AAAAGGCAACAAUCAAUUGGACUGCUACAGUGUGCGGCGCACAGGAGAGAGGUGACGCUCCCCAACCCACAGACACAGAGUACAAGGAGCGACGGACAGAGUACAGUUUAAUCUUCCACGCCCGCUCUCUGCUAAACUUGAUCCUAAAGUUAGCAUUUGAAGAUGUUUAAUGGCGCUUCUUUAUUUUUACUUCGAUGGGUUCUGCCUACACAAGUCCGCUUAGAUAGAACCUAGGCAUUUUUUAUUUUAUUCUAUUGAUCAAGAAGUCUCCAGAUUCCCAGCUGCGGAGAUAUGUGCAAAAGAGGAGGCGAUCGGAGCAGUGCACGGACUGUAUUUCGUCCACAGAAGGAAAGCGUGGAAUAAACACGAAUUAAUGUGGAAUUUAUUGGAGCCCAAAGCUGGAAGGACGACUGGACACAGCCCUUCCUUAUCAGGGACUGACCAUGGUCGCCGUGUUUCGUUCUCUCAUCUUACUGCUGCUGGCUCAGGUGUUGCUAGGCGGUGCUGCGGGACUUAUCCCCGAGGUCGGCCGGAGGAAGUACAGCGAGUCCGGGAAGCAGAGCCCGGAGCAGUCUGAGAACUUUCUUAACGAGUUUGAGCUGCGGCUCCUCAAUAUGUUCGGACUUAAACGGAGGCCGAACCCGAGCAGGCAGGCUGUGGUGCCCCAGUAUAUGGUGGACCUGUACCGUAUGCACUCGGUGAACGGAGACCACAGCACAAAACGGCCCCGGAGCAUGGGGAGACACGCAGAGAGAGCCGCCAGCAAGGCCAACACGAUUAGAAGCUUUCACCACGAAGAAUCCAUGGAGGCUCUGGCAAGUCUGAAGGGCAAGACCACCCAGCAGUUCUUCUUCAAUCUCACCUCCAUCCCUGGAGAAGAGCUCAUCACCUCUGCAGAACUCCGGGUCUACAGGGACCAGGUCCUGGGGGCCACAGCAGCUCCCACCAGUAACACCAGUCACAACAGCAGUAACCGCUCCAGUACCAAUACCAGUACCAGUGUUGGUGGCAUCCAUCGCAUCAACGUGUACGAGGUGUUUGGAGCCCCUGCAUCUCCCCGUGGGGAACCCCUGACGCGCCUCCUGGACACUCGGCUGGUGCAGGAUUCUCUGAGCCGCUGGGAAAGCUUCGACGUCAGCCCCGCCGUGUCCCAGUGGUCCUCCGGGGGGAGCCACAACCACGGAUUCAUGGUGGAGGUGUUCCACCCAGACACCCAGGGGGGCGAGGAGGCCCAGAGACAGAGCAGGCACGUCAGGGUGAGCCGCUCCCUCCACGAGGACCAGGACUCAUGGCCCCAGGCUCGACCCCUGCUGGUGACCUACAGUCAUGACGGGCGGGGGAACGCGGUGCUGCACAGGGACAAGAGACAGGCAGCAGGCCACAGGAAACAGAGGAGGAAGCAUCAACACAAGGCCAACUGCCACAGACACGAACUCGACGUGGACUUCAGCGAAGUGGGCUGGAACGAGUGGAUAGUGGCGCCCCCUGGCUACCAUGCCUUCUACUGCCACGGGGUAUGUCCCUUCCCAUUGGCCGACCACCUCAACUCUACCAACCACGCCAUCGUUCAGACUCUGGUCAACUCUGUGAACUCCAACAUCCCCCGGGCGUGCUGCGUGCCCACAGAGCUCAGCCCCAUAUCUCUGCUCUAUCUGGAUGAGUAUGAGAAGGUCAUCCUCAAAAACUACCAGGAUAUGGUGGUGGAGGGAUGUGGCUGCCGUUGAGACAUACAGAGAGAGAGAGAGACAGAGAGAGGGAUGGGAUAAAGGGAUGGAGACUGAGAAAGACAUAGAGUGUGAGGUGAUAUGGACACCCGGUUUCUCAAUGAAAAUGUUUUAUUUAUAUGAAAGAAAAGACACAAGCAGAGAUAUUUUGGGAGAAGAAGAAAAAAAGAACUAUAUAUGAAUAUAUUUAUGUCUAGUUAAAGUUGGGAAAAAUAAAUAUUUUACUCGGAGGAAUAAUCCUUUACUGGUUUUGAAAAUGUAUAUCUGAUGUACAUUUCGAAAUGGGUGCAAUACCACAUGAAGUAUAAUGCUCAGAUUUUUAUUUUGUAUUUAUUUCUAUUGUAACCACUUUAUUUGUAAAUAAAUCAUGUGUAUUUAUCGUGAGAAAACACGUUGGUUUUUCCGAUUGUCCACAACUUGUCCAGCUGACAUCACAACGUGUGUUUAAAAACAUUAAAAUCACACUAAGGAUGUCAAGGGGUCAAAAAAGUAACAGAGCUACAAACUUCUCCCACAUAAAUUAGCAGCAAAAAAACAAACAAGACUCGGUUAAAAGCUAACUCUCUAACACGGAAUGCCUAGAUGGAGCAUUUACAGCUACUCCGAUAAACAUAGCUGGAGCCUGGCGGUGUGUUUUGAAAGGGUCAGUGUAAGUGUGGUGUAAUGGCCUGCAAUGGGGUAUAGAAUCACAACAGGGUCCAGGGUAGUUACAUCUAUACAGAUGUUAUAAGGUCUCUGGGGAGGACUAGGAAAACACAGCGAGAUGUUUUCCUCCGCUACAUAGCGUUAUACAGAUCCCUGGGAAUGAAGGCUGAGGUAAAAGUUAACUCCUGGGAAUAGUUCAUUUAAAAGAGAAAGAGAGAGAGAGAGAGAGAAAGCGGGCGGAGAAGUAGAGAGAGAAAACAAACAACCUGAGUUGUCCGUCGGGGUGCGAGGGAUUUGAAGAGUGUCUGUGACUUUGUUUACUGUGUGAUUUGAGACGCGACAGCCCGCGAGCUAGGAGACGGAUACGCCAACGGGCCCUCAGCGAGACAUGAGGUCUACAGCUGCUUUAAUUAAUAAAGAUAAACAAACGCGCACACACCGGUGUACCUGCUACAUAUUGCACAUGUUCAGACACAUUCUCCCCCUACGUGUUUUUUUUGGCUACCUUCCUUUGUCAUCUCUGACUCAUAUUCUUCUUCUGUUGUGUUUUUUGGCACCACCGGGAAAACCCUCACUGGAAUAGUUCUGCUGGAGAAAUGAAUGACACAAACAACCCUGUCAUUGACAAACAACGGGGGAUUAUUGCUCAUAUUUUAUUCAUAGGGACAGAUAAUGGCAGGAUGCGACGGCAAAAACCAAACAUAUCGCAUGUCCAAGACAGCACGGUUAGAAGGUUAGAAUGAAUAUCUUAAUACUUGUAUUGUUCUCGGAGAAGUAGUGCAGUCCCUAAGCCCUAAACGGAGUGACUUGGAAUAGUUUGACAAGAGACAGCGGAAAUACAUACUGUAGCCACACUGCUGGGGUAGAUGAUGAGAGAGUGAGAGAAAGGGAGUGGCCGAGAGAGAAAAAUGGAUGUGGAGUUUCACGGGCUUUUUUUUCUGCUGUGUUUGCAUUGGACAGGGUCUGGAACGGAACACAAGCCAUCUCAAGAAUCUCUAAGUAUAAUUUGUUUUAUACGAGCGCACAUUGGAACCGUGGAAUGUUGGUUUCAAACUCAGACACAUGCAGAGAGCAACUCAACAUGGCUGUGUUUUCAAUCAGCUAUACCAAGACUUUUUACUUUUUCUUCGGGGAAGAAACUAUACAUUUGAACCAAUAUAUGCUUUCAACUCACGCACUCAUCUAUCGUUUAAUAGUACAGAAGUUACAUUUCCAAACCGUUGACAGUAGAAAUGGUGAAAUGUCUUAUCCCUAAGAUAAUGACUUUUUCAGAUAUUUUGCCAUUGUGUUUAUUGACUUGUUGUGCAACAGAUAGAAAGAUGACCUAAUACCUACUCUUACCCAACACCCACCUGGGUGACGCAACAGGCAGUCAUUUCUUGCCAGAGCAGUCCCUGUCCACACAUCAGUUUCAAUCCCCUGGCCUACACGUGUUAUUUUAUUUUACCUUGCAUCCGUUCCCCCCAGAUUUCCCAUCUGGUUUCCAUUUCUGUAAUGUAGACCCCAACCACAGAACUCAGCUC
Messenger RNA from Salvelinus fontinalis (brook trout), 3892 nucleotides. RefSeq names its product bone morphogenetic protein 2-like. Gene Ontology annotation, cellular component: extracellular region. Gene Ontology annotation, biological process: negative regulation of transcription by RNA polymerase II; SMAD protein signal transduction; BMP signaling pathway. The record is from RefSeq and is a predicted model, not a curated record. Lineage: Eukaryota; Metazoa; Chordata; Actinopteri; Salmoniformes; Salmonidae. Bases 444 to 1724 code for a protein of 426 amino acids. Gene Ontology annotation, molecular function: cytokine activity; growth factor activity; BMP receptor binding. The transcript has 3 exons.